Molecule: messenger RNA, 3757 nt
Organism: Mus pahari (shrew mouse)
Lineage: Eukaryota; Metazoa; Chordata; Mammalia; Rodentia; Muridae
Gene: St3gal2
Product: ST3 beta-galactoside alpha-2,3-sialyltransferase 2
Exons: 7
Coding region: 1097-2149 (350 amino acids)
Molecular function (GO): beta-galactoside (CMP) alpha-2,3-sialyltransferase activity
Source: RefSeq, a predicted model, not a curated record
CAGCGGCGGCAGCUCUCUGCACGGGCGGAGGCGGCGGCAGGAGCGGCAGGCAUGGCCCGCGCGGCGCCCAGCGCAGACUGAGGGUCAUGCUGUGGCCGCCCAGCGCCUGACAAGUGACGAAGAGCCUGCCAGGGGAUCACUGCUGGCAGGAGCUAAGGGCAGGACAGCCUCAGCUCAGAAGCAGGGGUGGGCAGGGCAGCUGCCCUGCCAAGGCCAACAGUCCCAGGAAGGAGUCUGGAGUCCCAAUGAGGACCACACAAGCUCUGCCGGUCCACAUGGCUUAGAGUCUGGCACCUUGCUGAGCAGCAGCUGUUCCCAGCUCCAGAGGACCCCACAGCACAGAAUAGGUGCUUUGUGAUCCACUGUGCCACUGGUGGAGCUGCGGCCAUCUCCAGGAGAAAGGACCAGCACCUCUGAUGGGAAGCAGCAGGCCCGACGCUUCGCAGAAGGUCUUGGGUUUUUUGCAGCCCUGACACCCAUGAAGAUCACUGGUUUUCUUUCUGGCCUUGAGUCGGGCUCUUUUCCCCUGGCCAAGGAGUUGGACCAGGACGGCCUGCAAGUGUGAAGAGGACUCGUGCCUGGAAUGCAGGCCCCCUGAAGCCCGUGCACUCUCUGCUAUAAUCAGGGUUCCAGGGAUCCCCCACUGCAGGGGAGCAGGGGCAGCCUUAGCGUCUGCUCAUGAGCCACAAGGACCCAGACUGCUCCAGACUGGACCUUUUCAAGCCACCAAAGAGGGGGGUCCCCGGAACUGGCAGUCAGCACUCUCAAGGGACUAGAGGACUGAGAUGGACUGACCUCUGCCUUGACGGGGUGGCAGAAGACGCAGAGUCUUUGUGGCCCAGCUAGUGACUGAGAGAGACCUGAGGAAGUUCUGAGCAGAGAGGCUCCGGUGGCUCAGGGACGGGGUGGGGAGGGAGGGAGGCUAUUCCUGCUUUCUCCUUUUGUUGAGGGAAGGUGUGGCAAGAGUCCCCUGUCACACCUCGUGCCCCUAUGCCCUUUCUACGUGCUGCCAGAACAAGCAGGCUGCACCGUGGCUGGCCCCGCAGCGGGCCGGGAAAGGAUUGGCCACGGUGACAGCCGCCCCGUGGCCAGCACGAUGAAGUGCUCUCUUCGUGUGUGGUUCCUCUCUCUGGCAUUCCUGCUGGUGUUCAUUAUGUCCCUGUUCUUCACCUACUCACACCACAGCAUGGCUACCUUGCCCUACCUGGACUCGGGGGCUCUGGGCGGCACACACCGGGUGAAGCUGGUACCAGGCUACUCCGGACUACAGCACCUCGGCAAGGAGGGGCUUUCGGGGAGAAAUUGUGCCUGCAGUCGCUGCAUGGGGGACGCCGGCACCUCUGAAUGGUUUGACAGUCACUUUGACGGUAACAUCUCACCAGUCUGGACCAGAGAUAACAUGAACCUUCCCCCGGAUGUCCAGCGGUGGUGGAUGAUGCUACAACCCCAAUUCAAGUCACACAACACCAACGAAGUGCUGGAGAAACUGUUCCAGAUCGUGCCUGGUGAGAACCCCUACCGCUUCCGGGACCCCCAACAGUGCCGGCGCUGUGCUGUGGUUGGGAACUCAGGCAACCUUCGGGGCUCUGGCUAUGGGCAAGAAGUGGACAGCCACAACUUUAUCAUGAGGAUGAAUCAGGCACCGACUGUGGGCUUUGAGAAGGAUGUUGGCAGCCGAACAACUCACCAUUUCAUGUACCCGGAGAGUGCCAAGAACCUACCUGCCAAUGUCAGCUUCGUGUUGGUCCCCUUCAAGGCCCUGGACCUGAUGUGGAUUGCCAGCGCUCUCUCCACAGGACAGAUCAGAUUCACCUAUGCCCCAGUGAAGUCCUUCCUUCGAGUGGACAAAGAGAAGGUCCAGAUUUACAACCCGGCCUUCUUCAAGUACAUCCACGACAGGUGGACCGAGCACCACGGGCGCUACCCUUCCACAGGAAUGCUGGUGCUCUUCUUUGCACUACACGUGUGCGAUGAGGUGAACGUGUAUGGGUUCGGGGCAGACAGUCGAGGCAACUGGCACCACUACUGGGAGAACAACCGGUACGCGGGCGAGUUCCGGAAGACAGGCGUGCAUGACGCCGACUUCGAAGCCCACAUCAUCGACAUGCUGGCUAAGGCCAGCAAGAUCGAGGUCUACCGAGGGAGCUGAGCGGCCCUGAGCGCCUUCAGAACCAGUCACUUCUGUGUCCGGCAAGCGCCGGUUGCAGCCCACCAAUCAGACUGCGCCGUCCCCAGCAACCAAUCAGUGCUGCAGUUGGGAGGAGCUUCUUUCUUAGCCAAUCACGCAACUCAAGGAGAACUUCAGGCGCCGCCGUCUCCACCAAUCAUGGCCUUGGGAGGCGGCGGGCCUCGACCCCCUCCCCUAAACCUGCUUUGGAUAAGAAGUUUGAUGCUUUUUAGGAGGCCGGUCUGGGGCUGGGCAGGAGCGCCUUGAACUGCUCAUUUCCAGCUUAGGUCGGAUGGGUGAGUGAAGCCCUCCAAAGAAAUGUGGUUCCGGUGAGACACUCACUCUCCAGGGCUUUCCGUGGCUCACCAGCUAGUAGGGGGUUGAAUUCACCCCCUGUUGGGUUGAUCUCCCUAGCGCCUCACUAGUGUCAGGAACGGGUAGGAAGCUCCACCGGGUCACAUGCAAGGUGCUUCUCUCACGUGUGCCCUCACUCCUGUCCCCCACCACCUUCUCAGCGUCUGUCCUUAGGUCCUGGGCCUCUUCUCCAGCUCACCUGUUGAUUUGGAGACAAAGUGAGACCACCGGGACUUGGCUGCUUUUGCUCUCACGCACGCAUGCACGCACGCGUGGCCCGUGCCUUUUAGCCCUAAGGCGUGAGAGAGCAACACGGUUGGACAGUUGGCUGGAAAAGAGAGCCCUGAGCAUGUACCUUUUUCUUUCAUUGUCACCCCCAAAAGAGGAGCAGGCAGCCUCUUGCUUAGGGGUAGGAUUUGCUUUGGACUCAUGUUUUAGUUACCCUCAAGCUGCCAGGGAUGGCGAUCCAACCAAGAUUGCUUGCUUGACAAUUGUUUGCGGGCCUCGCAGAUGGCUGGGGAGGAGCUUAUUGGUGGCUGCCAAGCAUGCCUCCUCCUGUCCGCACCUUUACCCUGCUUACUCGCCUGUUCUACUCUGCUCCGGAAGGAGUGCUCAGUCAAGAAUCAGGGGUUACAACUGGAAGCUACUUGCAUGACUUGACCCGGGUCACAGUUGAGGUUCACUGGGAUAAAGGGCUUCAGUGAAUGUCUCAGGCCCUAGAAAACACUUCCCUGCAGCGUCCACAUAAAUAUUUCUCAUUCUUAAUGAGUUCACGUUACCAAGCAGCCUCCUGGUUGGGGGACAGUCACACAUAAGGGAGAGUGUUGAGAGGUUUGGGAUGAGGCAACAAAUAACCCUAAAAACUAAUACAUGGAGAACUUUGCUCGAGUCUGUUCCUUCCCAGUUUCAAAAGCACAGGUGGAGGAAAACGGAGGGGGUACACUGAGCGUGGCUGUAGCAGAACCUCUCAGGGCUCUAACCAUCACGCAUAGUCACGGUUCCAGUUCUUGCCUAUAUCAUCUCUGCUCUCAAGAAGCUGCUGUGAUGAGAAAUGGGAAAGCAAUGCAAUUAUGCCAAACAGUAUUGAUUAGAAUAAUUUAUUUUUCUUUGUUUUGUUUAAACCAUGAAUCCCCAUUCUAGAAAAGGUAGGUCCCAGAACCCCACAUCUUCUAGAGUUAUUUAAACAUUCAACUUUAACUUUCGAUUCUUUUCCUGAAUUAAAAAGAACAAAGCCCA